AUGACGGGAAAGUCAAAGAAGUUCACCGUGGGUGUGUUUGGCGACCCGGGAGCGGGCAAAACAACACUCAUCCACCAGUAUCUCUUCGGCAAAUAUCUAGAAGAGCACAAAAACAUGGUACACUACGGCAAAUGGGUUAAUGUCGAGUCGGAGCUCAUCGAGCUUGACAUCAUCGAAACGGGCAACGAUCCCGCGGACUAUCCCGAGUGCGACGCCAUGAUAUUUGUCUUCAGCACCUCGUCGACGACCACCUUUCACUCGGUGAUGCGGUACCAGAACAGCCGGCGACGGCUGACUGCCCUGGUCGGCACUAUGACCGACUACCACGGGCAGACAGUGGCGUACGACGCCGGGCUCAACCUAGCCAAGUGCAUGGGGGCCGGGUACUUCCACUUCUCGCCCCGCCACGGCUGGGGCGUGCAGACGCCGUUUGAAUUCUUGCUUCGCCGCUUCGUCGUGCAGCAGCCCAAGCAGGUCGAGAUUGUCCAGGUGCCCUCGAUCAACGUGUAUCAGUGGGUGCGAGCCAAGUGGUACGUCCACCGCAUUAAGAAGCCGAGGAGCAAGGUCUGGUACGACGACUAG
Molecule: messenger RNA, 582 nt
Organism: Fonsecaea erecta
Lineage: Eukaryota; Fungi; Ascomycota; Eurotiomycetes; Chaetothyriales; Herpotrichiellaceae
Exons: 2
Coding region: 1-582 (193 amino acids)
Biological process (GO): signal transduction
Cellular component (GO): plasma membrane
Molecular function (GO): GTPase activity; GTP binding; GDP binding
Source: RefSeq, a predicted model, not a curated record